UUAGAAGUACUCUUUCUCGUAAGGGUACUCGCUUGCUGCCACUUUUUCUAUGGAUCUGAAGACACUCGCCAGAUUCGAGAAGGACAUGAAACGAACCAACACGGGGUUCCUGGCGUUAGCAACAGACGUGGAAUGGGACGAGGAGAAGACCUCGGAACCUCCAAGAGAAAUCAAGAAAAUACUGAAGGAGUUCCAAGACAUUCUUCCCGACGACCUCCUCGGCGAGCUACCGCCAUACCGAACGCACCAACACGAGAUCGUGGAGGAACCAGGUUCGAAGCCGGCCUUCCGAGCACCAUAUCGGUUCAGCCCUACAGAGCUAGCUGUCAUGAAAAAGCAGAUCGAGUAUCUCCUCGCCAAAGGACUUAUCCGACCAUCCACUUCACCAUACGGUGCCACUGUACUCUUCAAACCGAAACCGGACGGAAGCAUGCGCAUGUGCAUCGACUACCGAGCUCUCAACAAGCAGACCAUAAAAAACAAAUACCCGAUUCCACGAAUCGAUGACCUGCUUGACCAGCUUCGGGGAGCCACGGUAUUUUCAAAACUAGAUCUGCGGUCUGGAUACUGGCAGAUACGAAUUGCAGACGAGUCUGUUCACAAAAUUGCUUUCCGAACUCGGUACGGAUCGUACGAGUAUCUGGGAAUGCCGUUCGGACUCACCAACGCACCUGCAACGUUCCAAGCAGAGAUGAAUCACAUCCUACGCCCACUCUUGGACGAAUGCGUAGUGGUGUACUUGGACGACAUCCUCGUCUACUCGCGAGACAUGCAACAACACGUCGAACACCUGCGACGCGUGUUCGAGAUUCUUCGACGAGAACGCUUCUACGUCAAACUAUCCAAGAGCGACUUCGCCCUCGAGAAAGUCCAAUUCCUCGGACAUAUCGUAAGCACUCAAGGAGUUCACGUCGACGCCAAGAAAAUCGAAGCCGUACGUACGUGGAAGACACCAGAGAACGUGAAGGAGUUACAGCAGUUCCUUGGCUUCGCCAACUACUACAACAGGUUUGUGCCACAAUACGCGAAGAUCGCCGCGCCACUCACGAAUCUGCUGAAGAAGAACAUGCCCUAUAACUGGGGACCAAGACAUCAAGAAGCCGUGGAACAACUGAAACAAGCACUCACGUCCACACCCGUACUCAUCUUGCCAUACCCCGAACGCAACUACGUCAUCGAAGCUGACGCCAGCGACCAGGCAGUGGGAGCAGUCUUGAUGCAAGACCAGGGGAAUGGAUUGCAACCAAUUGCAUACCUCAGCAAAAAAUUACACGGGGCAGAACUCAACUACCCGAUACACGACAAGGAGGCCCUUGCCAUCAUUAUCGCCUUCAAAACGUGGAGAUGUUAUCUCUAAUGACGCAAAACAACAGUCUACACCG
Molecule: messenger RNA, 1382 nt
Organism: Closterium sp. NIES-67
Lineage: Eukaryota; Viridiplantae; Streptophyta; Zygnematophyceae; Desmidiales; Closteriaceae
Source: the annotation of a GenBank genome assembly